This is a messenger RNA of Neoarius graeffei (lesser salmon catfish), 3699 nucleotides long. RefSeq names its product KIAA2013 ortholog. Lineage: Eukaryota; Metazoa; Chordata; Actinopteri; Siluriformes; Ariidae. Bases 622 to 2487 code for a protein of 621 amino acids. The transcript has 3 exons. The record is from RefSeq and is a predicted model, not a curated record.
CCUGCUUUACGGCAGUUUAAACAAACCAAAAUGUCAAGUUUGGUAGGUUGAUAAAUCAGCUAUCUGACAUGGUGCUUAAAAUGGAGUUUCCGUGGAUUUACGUGAGGAAGAAAAUUGGAUAAAGCCAGACAAGAUAGUCAGCGGUUAUUGGGAGUUACUUGAGGUUUUUUUUAAAAGGUUAUUUCGAAGAGACAACGUUAGCUAUAAAGCUAGCUGCAUAAGUAAUGUCCAAGUGAGUCAGCUGAGUCUUAAGACCGCAAGCUAGGUAGUAAUGUUUUUAGUGUUUCAGUGAUAAAUAUUGUAACAUUGAAGUAAAAUGCUGUAGGUUUUACAAAUACUAGUAGUUCGUGACAUGCAAAAAGUUGUCGAGGCAGCACAUAGCUUGCUAAAUGAGAAUUAUGGUUUGUUUACGUGGUUGCAUAACUAGCUAGACUUGUUGGCGUUCAGCCUUUUCUUGUUGACCAAGUAAUCAAACAAACAGCAGGUUGAUUAUUAAUUACACUGGCAUUCAGGCAUUGUGCCACUCCCACUUAUUACUCUCAGGAAGUCAUUUUAUGACUCAGUUGGAUUGUUUUCUAUUCUACUAGCUUUGUCCACAUCUACAGAAAGCAAUAUCAGCUGAUGUGUGAUUAUUCAAAGGAUAUGAGAUCUAAAACAGACACCAUGUGGCUUCAGCAGAGAUUAAAGGGACUUCCUGGUUUGCUCUCAAGUAGCUGGGCCAGACGAGUUUUGGUCGUCUUGCUCCUUUUCCUGAUGUUUUACUGGUACCUGAGUCCUGAUAGGAUCUUCAAGUUCCCCAGUUUCUUCCAGGAGGCUGGAGGCACUGUUGGAGCCUGUCUGCAGACUGAUAUUAACAGGUGGAUAACACAGGUCGACCGUGGUGAGGGCAUCAUGAGCACACCGCAAUCGAAAGUCUCAGUCCCGUUUGUAACCGGUAAUGGGCACGUCUUGGUGGAUGUGGAUUCUAAUAAACUCUGGGUGACAUCAUCCUCUCAGCUGGGUUUGACCCCAGUGCUCCUGACGGAAUAUUCCCCCAUAGUACGAUGGCAGAUAGCUGGAAAACGCUCUGAGGCACAGGCUAAGAUGUUGUGGUACCGAAAAGGCUCUGUGCUCUCUUCUCGCUGCAUCCUACUCGAUACUUCCCAGUCCUCUCGGGAUUGUGUCGUUAUUCGAGAGGAACACAUCGUCCACCGUAGCCGACCGAAUGUCUACAUUCAGCGGGUUCACAUAAACAACCCAACAGACAAUACGGUAUCAGUCGAGGCAUCGGGGGAAUCUCCAUCAUUUCGGAGUGUUGCAGAGACUCUGGAAGAUAAAGAAUUCAUGUUGUCCACUGGAAAAGUUCUGACAGAAAAGAAGGAAACAGUGUUGAUGGCUGUGGGGACAAAACGAUUCAGCACACGUUUUCAAGUCCCUGCGAAAUCUGAUCAUACUGAAAACAUAGUGAGUGUAAUUCACAUGUCCGAGCCUGUCGAGCCCUCUAAAACAGACGAGACCUUCAGCAAGCUUCGAGAUGAUGUCAGGAGAGAGAUGGUGGAGUUGCUACGAGCAAAACUGGAAGAUUUGGUCCAGGAGCACCAGCAGAUGUGGGCGGAUCUUUUCGUAUCUGGUAUCGAGAUUAGGAAAAUCACUGAUGCCCACACUCCCUCGAGCCGUACAGUCAACACUACGCUGUACUACAUCCUCUCCUCCUCCACAGCACCCCUGCUGGAGAGCACCCUGAGCACAGAGGAGCGUGAUAAGCUUGAGUCGAGCCUGAACUACGCUGAUCACUGCUUUAGUGGCCACGCCACCAUGCACGCCGAGAACCUGUGGCCUGAGCGUGUGAGCGGCGCUGCUUCCCUCCUGCAACUAGUUAAUCUCUGGACGUUAACCCUGCAAAAACGUGCCUGCAAGGCUCUGGUUUCAGCAGGCGCUCAUGGCAUGAUGCAAGCUGUGACACUCAGCUUUGGUGGCCUGCAGUUCACAGAGAACCACCUGCAGUUCCAGGCUGAGCCGAGUGUCUUGCAUAAUAGCUACUCGUUGCGCGGCUUGCGCUACCACCGUGACCGCAUCAGCCUCUCCGUGGUGGCCGAUGCAGAGGGACGGCCCUCACUGCACGUCUCUGUAAAACCACAGGAUGAAGACAAGCCGGUGAAGCUGUAUGCCUGUGAGGCAGGAUGCAUCAACGAACCCGUGGAGCUCACGUCUGAGCCUCGGGGUCAUGUUUUCCCCGUUUUAGUGACGCAGCCUCUGACGCCGCUGCUCUACAUCUCGACAGACCUGAGGCACCUGCAGGAUCUGCGCCACACUCUGCACGUCAAGGCCAUCCUAGCACACGAUGAGCACAUGGCCAAGCAGAACCCAGGUCUGCCCUUCCUGUUCUGGUUCAGUGUUGCGUCUCUGGUUGCCCUCUUCCACCUCUUCCUCUUCAAGCUCAUCUAUAACGAGUACUGCGGCCCCGGCGCCAAGCCACUCUUCAGGAGCAAGAACUUUGUUGGAGAGUAAGGCAAAGGUGAAGAAUCUCUCUACAGUCGUCUGCCUGGGUGUUUCCCCACAGAGACUCCUUGCUAACUGAAAGCACCAGUGUAAUCGUGGCUGGCACUGCUGCAUGAAGUUCUUGAAGAUCUUGCUGAAAGGGUUUUUUUUUUUUGGUCUUUGUUUGAUAAUUCUUAAUCCUAUUAAUAAUUAUUUGUGAGUCAUAAAGUAAUAGAAAUAUUUAUUUUUUUAUACAAAUGCAGCUUAGUUGGCGCUAUUGCAACAGACAUUUGUUUUUGUCACAAAAUCAUCUUUAAUUUUCAUUUAUCCGUUAAUUGGCAGCAGCCAAUUUCUUUCUUUACACGUGUAGACUAUACAUUUCACACUUCAGAGAAUUGUGAAUUAGUCCAAUCGAAUAGAGUAAGGAUUUGAUUUGAAUUUUAUUUGAUAAGAAAUUUGAGCAUAAAUUCUUCACUGGUGCCUUCGAGUUCUUCUUCUUCUUCUUCUUCCAAGCUGGUAUAUGGGGUUUCUGUGUGUGCACGCCAUGCCAUCUUUUUCCAUUGACUUCACUGUUCAUGUCCUUUUCAGUUUAGACAGUUGUUUUUACCGUCAUGCAUAAGAACACAAUCUGAAGAGCUCGAACCAAACACUUACUGCCAUCUUGUAUGAAAAGGAAACGUGCUUGCACGGUCAGUGAUUAUAGAAUCAGUUUUCAUAUCCUAAUCGCCUCGUUCCUUAAACACUUGACGCAAAUAAACCCAACACUUGCAUGGUUUAAUAGACAAACCGUGUCAACUAUAUGUCUGAUCCUAAAACGUGCUAGAUUCAUAUUUCAUCAUCAGAAUGUGAAUGUGUUUUACAUAAACAUUUCAUCUUUGAAUCACUUUCAUUUGAAGAAAAUCUGCACUGCAUCAAAUCCAAGCCAAGAAUUACAUUAUUCACCGGUGGUACAAACCAAUUGGGAAAGAAAAAUAUCUUUCACUUUGUUGUAGCUGUUCUAGUUUAUAAAUGUGAAACUGCAUUGAUUGCAUUGAUUGAUUUUACUUUUUUUCUGGAAUCUUUAUGGUUGAAAUUUCAGGGUGAAACUGUUUUUCUUAUGCAUUAUUGUUUUUAUUUUUAUUUUUUUCCUUUUAGCGUCGACCUGGAAAUCAUUGGGUGCAAAGUGUUUUGUGGUGUUGCAUUUGUUUGAGUCUUGAAUUGUGUUUUUAUAUUGACUCACUAUGAUUAAAUUAAUGAAUCAGA